AUGUAUCCUGCAGAAAUGGAGGUAUCUCCUGAUGUAGACGACGACAGGGUACGUGAAUGUUCCGGCGCUUCCCCUGUUUGCGCGCGCGCAUCUUCUCAAACUAACUCUCGACGCUCUCCGCUUGAAGACGACUUUGAAGAAGCCUCUUCCGUCUCCUAUGCUACCGGAUCAAAGCGAAAGCGUGACACUGUCACUCCGCCCGCGCAGAAACGUCCAGCUUCUGAACCCGGUGCACCUUCCCUUCCUCAGGACCGACACCCUCCUCACUACAACUGGUCACGCGACUGCACUCCUAUUCUUGACGAGUCUCUGCUGAGUCGACGUAAGUCUCUUUCCCUCUCAUGCCAUCUUGCCUUUAUUCCCAAAUGCUUGGACGAGCAACUUAUUGUUCCGAAUUUAGUAAGCACUGAAGAGCCCGAAGACCUCGAAGAACUUGUUAGGACACGUCCGUUUGGCUGGGCUCGUGCUCUUCACGGAAUGUCUCCCCUGCGGCCCCUGGAGCUGCCUAGCAGUCCACACAGUACCACCAGCUCGCGCGUUUGGGAAACAAACCGGCCUUCCAACUACCACUUCACGAUCUACGAAGACUCACAGGGCCAUGCGACACCAAACGCCAGUCCUCUGCAGGAAGGCUUCCACCCACAGGAAGAGGAUAAAGAAAACAUCUUUGUUUCUCGCUCUGACUUUGAUAGCUCUGAUGAUGAAGGAGAUCAGUCUCACCCUGACCUCGCCUGGAGUGAAGCUUCCACCGGGCCUCGUGAUGCCUUCGGUCUGCCACUCAAUCGCGAGAUGUCUGACUUUGUCCCGCCUCGCAAUGCGCCAUUCUCCGAGCGUCCUAUGCGUCAGGGUCGUGAGGUUCUGCGAACCAUCUGGGUUGACGAGGCGCAAGCCCCCGAGGAAGAUGAUGAUUGGCUACACGAUGGCAGUCUGACUGAUACCCAGAUUCGGGAGAUUGAGGAUAUCGAAGCAAGUUACCAACGAGGACAACUAAGCAGAGCCCGCUCUAACCGCCACCAGGCUUUGCGUGAUGAUGCUCCUGUUCAGGCUUCGACCAACUUCCACACCGAUGUUCGUCGCGUCCUUCGUUUCCAGCGACACGAGGACCGGUCUACCACUCCUGAGGAUGGCCCCGUCCCUUCUCAGGAUCGCCUGGUUACCCGCGAGGGAAACGAGGACGAGCUUCAGGGGGAGGAUCAGGAGCAGGACCAGUAA
Penicillium coprophilum is the source of this 1212-nucleotide messenger RNA. RefSeq lists its product as uncharacterized. The record is from RefSeq and is a predicted model, not a curated record. Bases 1 to 1212 code for a protein of 403 amino acids. Lineage: Eukaryota; Fungi; Ascomycota; Eurotiomycetes; Eurotiales; Aspergillaceae. The transcript is spliced from 2 exons.